This is a messenger RNA of Porites lobata, 4061 nucleotides long. The record is from the annotation of a GenBank genome assembly. NCBI's taxonomy places the organism in Eukaryota, Metazoa, Cnidaria, Anthozoa, Scleractinia, Poritidae.
AUGGCGGCCGGGGAACAAGACGUUGUGAUGGAAGAAAGCACCCCAUCUAAAGACCAAGGAGGACAGAAAAUGUUCACACUUAAAAAGUGGAAUGCUGUAGCCAUGUGGUCUUGGGAUGUAGAGUGUGAUACAUGUGCUAUUUGUCGAGUACAGGUCAUGGGUAAGCAAUGCAAAAAGAUUAAAAUCACUGAAGUUUUUCCGCUUGUUAAAAUUUAAAAUUUAAGCUUAAGCUUGUUUUUUAUGAAUUGAAAUAGGUGAAAUGAAUCAUAUUUUUAUGUUAGAGCGGUGGUCUAUGAAUGGGGAUCCCCUCCAAAAAGUUUUGGAAACGCUUGUUGGGAAUUAUUAAGGCUUAAUAUAAAAAAUGAAAGUGAACAAAAAAGUGCAUUCAACUGCUAUGAAAAUAAAUAUUAUAUCAAGUAGCAGUUAAAGACACAGUGCAGUCGUAAAACUUCCCUGUUAACUGGACAAUUUUUGUUAUAUUUCCGGCAUGCAUCUGUGGGAGCGAACUGCCCUUUAUCACCCAACAAUCUGAAACGUGACUGACUGACCAUGAAAAGCUUGGCGUAUAUGCUUAAGCUUAUUAAAAUUAUGUCACAUUGGUUCCUGCCGAAUUUCUAGUCUUGUUAGUAAAAACCAAACCCAUAAUGGGUUAACCCCUUAUGAGUUUCUGUAAAAACUCAGCUUUUUUUGGUUAUAUUCUAUUAUUAAUAAAUACCUGUUGCCCACGUCGAAGUAUUCUUCUUUAGUAAAAUCCAGCUAGUGGUCUAUUAUCAAUGCUGCAUUCUCAUCGGUUGAGCUUCUACUCGGCUAUUAUGUUAUAGCCCACUAGUAGCGAAAGUGCGCGCUUUUUGGCGGCAAAGAAGGAUUAAAGUCUAUCUUUAACUAGCUAAAAGUUUUUUAUUCUCGAUUUUUUUGACCAACUAGUUGGAUUUUACUAAAACAAUUUUCCUCUUGCCCUCAUGGCCUCUGAGUCAAACCAAUUCAACCUGAAUGAGAUCAGCCGGUGGGAGGCCUGAUUUCAUUAAGACACUCAAAACGUAGAGACGCUUGCGUGCUCUCUUCACAAUAUAGUCGCAGUGAAUAGACCACGAUAAAUUGUGCGACAGAUGGACACCGAGCAACUUAUAAGAUGGCACCUGCUCUAUAAUACUGCCUGACAUCUGUAAGGGAGGUAGGCCGGAGGGCUUAUACUGUAAGAAAUCUAUGCGUAACUCUUUACAUUUGGAUGGAUUGUGAGGUUUGCUUCCUUCACAGCCCCUUGUAUAGUUGUACACGCAUGUUAGUUUCUCAUCUUAAAUUAUUUUUAGUUUCAUAUCAAUAGCAAUAAGUUUCAAAGGCACAUUAAGCUUAUCUUUCCUCCAUGCAGUCAAUUUUUUUCUGGAACUAAAUAGCAAUUCCUUAUUUACUUUGUAUAGAUGCUUGUCUUCGAUGUCAAUCAGACAACAAACAAGAGGAGUGUGUUGGUAUGUAAUGUGUUGCUCCAGAAAGUAACCCUGUAUUAAUAAUCCCCCAAGCCUAGAGGGAGGGGGGUACUCCUGGGGGUUCUUAGCGGGGGUGUGCCACCCAGUUCUCUGACCCUAUUUCACACCAAAAAAUGUCGUUUCCCACACCCAUUGUCAGAGCCGCUGUCUAAAAUCCAUACCCAUUUUAAACCUGACCUAUAGGCAGAAAUUAUGUCACCAUUACUUAGAUUACGACGUAAACAAAAAGAUUUCUUAAAAUGCAUUGCAAAUUCACAUAUUUCUUUUUCUUUCUUAUUCAUCUGGAAUUGAGACAACAAAAUAAUAUGUUCAUACACUGAUGUAGUUCCCUCGAAAAACAUAUCUGAUUGCAGACCAAAAUAGGCAAAAUGUAUACCCAUUUUCAGACCAGAUAGGUGCAAAAACCAUACCCUUUGGGGCGGCACAUACUUAAAUUACUCAAUAAGGGAGUACCCUGCCCCCCUGCCCCCAGGGCCCCCAAGGAAAUAUACCCUGACAAAUGAUUUUGUUGGUGAUUGACCAUGAUAUGUAGGAGGUGUAUGUCGAGUGAUGAGACAGGAAAAUAGUAAUUUUUACAGUCAAAAAUAUGUCUGCUUGCAGGGCACAAAGUGCAAAGUACCUCUCCCGUCUCACUCUUCAUUUUCAAACUUAAAGCAGCUUUACCUUUUUCUCUUGACUAUCACAGAAGUUGAAUGACUGCGAAAAAAUUGAUUGUUUUCAGUCUCAUCAGUUUGCAAAAAAAGUAGCCUGUUUAGCGGGCUGUAUUGUAGGUGGGUGGAUAAACGAGUGGUGUAGCUGCAAGAAAAAUAGCCUCUUCCCAAAAUCCUCUUGUAGCUUUGCUACUUAAUUGUGUUUCACUAACAAAAUUGCCAGCUAUGCAGGCUAUGCAAAAAUGUUACCAGGUGUUAGAAUCAAAAUGUUUCCAAAAAUUUCUCUAUCAAAACAGAAGUGCCUUUACUUCUGUUUUGUAAUAUAAUUGUCAAUCAUCCAAUAAUAUUUGAAUAAUUAGACAAGAAUAUUGACAUCAUUCAAUAAUAAGAAAACAAUAGAGUUUAUGUUUGUGGCACAGUUAUGUUUUGGGCCUGAUUCAGACUCAUUUUAGCCGGAGCCACCAGGCGAGGGUUAAAAUAAGUUCUUUAGAGGAAAGCAAAAAUGAGUUCUUUGGAUGAAAUCCUAUGUUGUUACUAUUCAAAUGAAAUCGUCUUGACAGAACUUUUGAAUGGUACUCUUCAUUUCGUAGGAUUCUACAAAAGGAAAUCAGCCAUUUUUGUGUUUUUUUCAUCAGCCACCAGUAGAAAUGAAAGGGUUGACACUCACUCUUAAAAAAUUUAUCAACCCCUGCCCUCCUCCCUCAAUUAUGCUCCUCAGCAAGUUAAACUGACUUCUGACUAUUCUGUUUGCCCAUUUCAGUUGUGUGGGGAGAAUGCAAUCACUCAUUCCAUAACUGCUGUAUGCAAUUGUGGGUUGUGCAAAACAACAGAUGUCCAUUGUGUCAGCAGGAGUGGGUCGUACAAAGGAUUGGCCGUUGAUAUCUUCUCACCAAAACUAUUGUAAAAGCCAUUGGAUUUGCACUCAAAUUCUUAGUGAAUGUGAGCAAUGGAUAGAUGACUGCAGUUCGGUUGUCUGCUGCAAGUCAGGAGAUAUAUUACAGGAGAGUUGCAUUAAUGGCAGAUGAUUUUCUUACCAUGAAGACCUCACUUAACUACUGACAGUCCCUAAAAGACACUGUUCUUACUCCCAGUAAUUUUACAGUGGGACUACUAUAACCGGGGCCACCUAGACAAAGCUGACCAAUCGGAGUACAGGAAAAAACAAUACAUUCCAAGAAAGUUAGUUGUCAAUCAUAAUCAAAAGAAAAAAAUGGGUCAAAAUCAACCAAUAUUAUUAGAACCUAUGUACCUGACCUUUUGAACCCACUGAAGAAAGCCAGUGUUUCCUCAGAGGUCUGCUAGAGUGAUUGAGGCGGGCAAAAAAUGUAAAUGUUAGUUAAAUGUUUGACUUGAGGUUGUGAUGUUAUUGCAAAGCGUGGCAAGGUGUCAGUGUCUCCUGGAUGUUGUUUGUAAAGUUUCGAAUAGAAUGAUGUUGUCUGGUGAAACAUUUUGCUUUCUUGAAAAACGUUUGCUAUCAAUAUGUAAAUUUUGUGCUUGGAGUAACUUACUGUUUUUUUAUGAGCUGGUGAUUGGCUCUCAACCAACUUUCUUGGAAUGCACUGUUAUUUUCCUGUAAUCUGAUUUGCCAACUUUGUCUAAGAGGCCCCAGUUACAGUAGUCACACUGUGAAAGGUUUGAACCCGGGAGUCAUUUCAAAAGGUUGAGUUUGAUCGUCCGGGUGAACGUAGUCCUGAAUAGGACUGUUGUUGUUUACACUGUAAAUGUGGCUGUCACUUAGAUUUCAAGUUGCCUGGUUGGGGGGAAUUGAACAGCAAAGAGGCUUUUUUUAUUCUAUUCUCCUUUAGUUUUCUGAGAAAGUAACCUACAGGUUCAUGCCCAGAGGUGUAGACAGAAAUCCCAUGCCUUUAGUGACAGCCCUGGCUGUACAUUGAAAUUUUUCCUUGAUGAUAAACUGUAACCAGUAAAGCCA